Nematolebias whitei (Rio pearlfish) is the source of this 1184-nucleotide messenger RNA. RefSeq names its product interferon-induced protein 35 (gene ifi35). NCBI's taxonomy places the organism in Eukaryota, Metazoa, Chordata, Actinopteri, Cyprinodontiformes, Rivulidae. Bases 75 to 1184 code for a protein of 369 amino acids. The record is from RefSeq and is a predicted model, not a curated record. The transcript is spliced from 10 exons. Gene Ontology annotation, cellular component: nucleus.
GCCUUUCUGCUGAUGAGAAAAAGAAACUGAAAGAAUAAACGAAACUUUUAGCUCGUCUUGAGGUUACUUUCACAAUGUCAUCAGAAGAGGAUUUAUCCUUGGUGGUGGACCCAGAACCUUCAGAAGACACUUUGGAAGGAGUCAAAGUUUUAAUUAAAAACUACAAGAAAAAGUACGAUGAGCUCAUUAAGGAGCAGAAGGAGCUGCGCGAUCGCAAAGAGGAGGUGCAGGAUCUGGCCCGGCAGUUCGAGGAGCGCACGGAGAACCUGAAACAGGAGCUGGAAAUGGACAAGCGCUCCUACAAAGCUCAGAUGAAAAAGGAGGAGGGGAAGCUGGGUUCUCUGAAGCAGGAUGGAGGAGACCUGAUGGAGCAGAUCCAGAAGGUCCAGGCCGAUAUCCAGGAGGAGCAGAUCCGGAACGCCCGCCUGAAGGAGCGCGCAGACGUGUUCUGCGCAAUGCCGGAGAAGAAGUUCGUCUUCAGGGGACAGACGGGAGACGCCGACGACUGGCAGAAGUUUGACAUGAAGUCUCAGAUCGUGUACCCGAUGGACGGAGGGACGGCGCUGAUCACGUUCGAGGAGGAGGACGUGGCGAGGAAUGUUCUGGACAGGAAGAGGCAUCGAGUGGACCUGGGCGGGGAGUGCAGGAUCACCGUGGAGGCCCGGCCCGUCCACCUCAUGCUGCCCGGUCUGGUGGAGAUCGACUCAGAGGUGUGUCCCCGCAGGGUUUUGGUCUCCAACCUGCCCAGGAUGGACACGGAGACGCUGCUGAACAAACUGGAGAUCCACUUCUCCAAGUCCAAGAACCGAGGCGGGGAGGUGGACGCCUGCGACUUCCUGCCCGACUCGGGGACCGUGGUCAUCGCGUUCGUGGAGGAACACAUUGCCAAACGAUUGACAGAAAACGAGUCUCAUGAAGUGAAGCUGAGCCAAACGAAGCACAAAGUCAGAGUGACGCCUUUCCUGAACGGAAAGAUCUCAAACUUUGAGACCCGGGUGUCGACGUGCCCUCGGACGGUUCUGCUGACGGGAAUCCCCGACAUCAUGGAGCAGGAGACUUUACAGGACCUGCUGGAGAUCCACUUCCAGAAAAACGGCAACGGCGGAGGAGAGAUCGAAGCCUUCCUGUACAACCCGGCGGGUCGGAGCGCCUCGGCUCUGUUCGGCUCUGGCUCCAAGGAAUGA